Molecule: messenger RNA, 1554 nt
Organism: Cladocopium goreaui
Lineage: Eukaryota; Dinophyceae; Suessiales; Symbiodiniaceae
Source: the annotation of a GenBank genome assembly
AUGUUGAAACCUGACGAAAUGUUCGAGGUCGGCAAAUCGUCACUACUGACUGCCCUCACUGGGGUGCAGUCGGAGGCAGCUGCCUACGAGUUCACGACCCUGACAUGCAUCCCAGGUUGGGAAUACGGGACGUUCAAUGAGUCAGGUAGCGUGUUCGUGCACAAUGUGAUAAUUUUCAGGGAUGCAUCACAUUUGUCCGACUUUCACUGUGAAGGUGAAAGAAAGCAGGAGUGGCAAGCAUCAUUGCCGCCUCCGGGCUUUCUUGCAAGGAGCUUUGUCACACCAGCCAGUGAAGAGCUUGAGUUUCGCUGUGCCUCCGGUGGCUGUGUGGCUGCGGCUCAACGCUGUGACGGUCGCAUUGAUUGUGCUGAUGGCUCCGAUGAGAUAUGCCCACAGCGGCGGCUACGAGAAUUCGAAGGACUGGACGACCAGGCAAUCUUCAAGAUGGAGCAGGCAGAGCUCGCAUCUGUCAUGAACCACUCCCAGGUUCUGAAGACUCAAAAGUCUGAGAACCUGGAAGAACACUUCGCAAGAGAAGCGGAGAAAGCCUUGCAGAAAGCAGAGCGAGACGGGAAAGAGUGUAGAAAUGCGGAGCAAGGCACAGAAUGUUUCAACCAUGUGCUGUAUGCUAUGAGCCAUGGGAUCUACCAGCAUCCCAAUUGGUAUCCUGGCUUGACCAGCAAAUCCAGCUUCGGGGACUUUCAGGCUCUUCUGCACUUGCUUCCUAGCAAUGAAUGUGCCAGACCAUGCAGGGAGGCUGGAUGCUUGCGACUGUCUGUGCAAUUUGCGUGCCAGCUUCGUGUAGAGUGGCUGCGGCAGGUGGAAUUCAUCCAGCACAGUGUUUGGUAUCCCGAGCUCUCAGCUGACAGCAGCUCAGAGGCGCUGGCUAUGGCCUUGUGGCAACGCGGGGACAAAGCCUGUUCACGUCCUUGCGGAGAAAAUGAGGCAGAUGAUCCUGUGCUUCUCAAGGGUUUGAGACGCCCUGUUGCACAACAUCCAGCUAUGCCUGCAAAGAAAAGCACAUCGGCAUCAGCAUCACUGAGCAAGCAAUCGCUGCAGGCGUGCUUGGAGCACGGUGUAUACUAUCUCCCCCUGGAUAUGUCGGGCUUUGCUCCUCGUGGAGCCGAAGAUCCAAUGGCCUGCCAGCUGCUGUGCGCACAGCAGGCUGGGAGUGCUUUCUACAGCUUUUUCACUCCAACACGAACUUGCCAUUGCGAAGCAGUGGAGGUCGGAGUGCGCCACAUUGGCUGGGGCUUUAUCAGUGGAAGCACGAGCUGCGGCAAUGUAAAGCAGCACCCUGACACCUUGGCGAUCAUUCAACAUAUGCACAAUGGAUGCUUCGAGGCUGGAGUUGGCUAUGCAGACGUCUUGGAGUCCAGCUGGCAGGCAGAUUCGUUGCAAUGUCAAAGGCGCUGCCAGUCAUUUGGCGAGCGUUGCGAUCACUUUGCUUUCCACAGCUUGGGCCAAAGCUGCCAGCUGAGUGGACCUGGAGCAGCCAGGAGCUAUAUUGUAGGUGUUGUUUCGGGACCUCGGAGCUGCCCAGUUCUUGUUUGA